AUGCUUAGCCUUGCUCUAUUCCGUUUCGGCUCUUGUGAUAGGCCGAAAUUUUCAAAAUCAUAUCAUCUUUCCGGCACAUGGAGUAUUCCAUAUUGGCAGAUGCGCAUGCCAUUUGUAGUUGAUACGAAAGAUGGAUAUGCUCAAUCCGACAUUUCCUAUGACCACUUACAACAUGAAAUUCACUUCUUGAAAGAUAGAGCAUACAGUAUUCAAACAAGCCCAGAUGGAUUACACUGCUCAUUCAGUAUGAGUGAUCAUGAAGAAGAUUCUUUUGUUGAAUAUCUUCCAGAUCUUACAGAUGAGGCCACAUGGGAGGAUUAUGGCGAGCACAGCGUCCUCGGCAAAAAAGUCCAUGGCUAUAUCAAGAAAACAGAAAAUAAUUACAAAUAUAUUUUCUACGUCGAUGCUACAACAAACAUGCCAGUCCGUUAUCACCAAUUCGGUCAGUCCAUCCGCCACUCACAUCCAGCAGAAUACAUUCUCGAUAUUGUUGAGUACAGCCCAUUCCCCAAUGAAACAAACUUCAUGGUCCCAGUUAUGAAGUGCCUUAACCGCUCUGACAGUGGUCCACGUCUUAACAAGUUUGCUGGCGAUAUUUCUAUGCAGAGAAAGAGACCAAUUCAGAAAGAUUACCAAUGCAAGCCACUUACACCAUCUUCCGACAUCAAGAUUGACGGAAUCAAGGAGUUCUCAUGGCGUAACUACAAGGGUGUUGUCCAGGUCGUCCGUGAUCAGGCAAACUGCGGUUCUUGCUGGGCCCAAUCAGCCGGUGAAGCCAUUUCCUCUCAGAUCUCACUCCACUCCAAGGGCAACUUCACAGUUUCCAUCCAGCAGAUCAUGGACUGCGUUUGGAACGAAGGCCACACAGGAUCUGACGGCUCAUACGCAUGCGCUGGUGGCGAAGGCUACGAUGCUUACGGCAAAUUAGCCGAGCUUCAGCUUAACCUUACAACAGAAGAAGAGUACCCAUAUCUCGGAGUUUCCGGCCAUUGCCAGAAGAAUUUCGGAAAGACAAUCGGCAAAGUCACAGGAUGCUACCAGAUCAUGCGCGAUUCAUCUAACAAGGAUAUCAACGUUCUCAGAGCUCUCUACAAGUACGGACCACUCAUGAUUUACAUCAGAGCAGGAACAGCUCCAUUCGUUGCUUACACAGGCGGAUCAUUCAACAACCACGAGGUCUGCGGUGGAAUUGAUGAUCACGAUAAGACAGAUCAUGGCGUUCUUCUUACAGGAUGGAAGACAAUCGACGGCGUCAUUCACUACGAAAUUAUGAACUCUUGGUCAACAUUCUGGGGAGAGGAAGGCUUUGCCUACAUUUCCUCCGAGAAUGACUGUGGCGUUCCAGUUAUGCCACUUCUCCCACUUGUUGAGAUCAAUUAUGAUCUUUAA
Molecule: messenger RNA, 1389 nt
Organism: Trichomonas vaginalis G3
Lineage: Eukaryota; Parabasalia; Trichomonadida; Trichomonadidae
Product: cysteine-type peptidase protein
Exons: 1
Coding region: 1-1389 (462 amino acids)
Cellular component (GO): lysosome
Molecular function (GO): cysteine-type endopeptidase activity
Source: RefSeq, a predicted model, not a curated record